GCCACCCCCGCUGCUCGCGCUAGAAAGUCUCGGCGGGAGCUGCAGGCGCGCGCGGGGCUCGCUCCAGGGGAGAGGAGCUCGGAGCGGUCCAGGCGAGCUGGGAUGCGGGAGUCCCGGGGACAGAUGCGCUAGGGGCCGAUGGCUGCCCGGGGGUGGCGGCGGCGGCUGCUGCUGCUGCUUCUCCUCCAGGGGACCCAGGCGGCGCCCCCGCAGACACUGAUUACCUCACCUCAGUCCUGUAAUGUGCUAGAGAACUGGCUCUAUGAUGAAGCUUCCCAACGCUGCUGCUACCAAUGUCCCUCAGGCUACCAUAAACGGAAAGAGUGUCCCACAGAUCCCGACUGGGACUGCGGGCAGUGUGAACCCGAGCACUUCCUGAACAGGGAGCAAGGGAAGCCACACUGCGAGGCCUGCGUGUCGUGCAAGCCAGAAUACGACCUUGUGGAGAAAGUUCCUUGCUCCUUCAAUUCCAGAAGGGUGUGUGAAUGCCGAGCAGGGCUGUUUUGUAAGCUAGCCAUUCAGAACAGCUGUGCACAAUGCGUUUCCCACACUGUCUGCAAGCCAGGAUUUGGAGUCCUAGCCAGAGGCACGUCAGAAGUUGAUGUCUCCUGCCAAGAAUGCCCUUCGGGGACCUUCUCUGAUCGGCACUCCAGCACCGAACGCUGCAAGCCCCACACGGACUGUGCCAAGCUAAACAAAGUAGCCAUGGACAGCGGAAAUUCCACGCACGACCAAGUCUGCAUGGACCUGCCUCCCACCCACCUCCCACCCACCAAUUUGUCUGCAAAAUUCAGCAACAGGCCGAAGGAUUCCGACGGGCCAGAAGUGCCGCUCCUGAACGAGCAGCCAAUGACCGUGGGAGGCCAGCAUUCCCACACUGCCACAAAGCCAGUGACCAGCGCCAGCAUCCUCACGAGUGACGCAGCCUCUGGCGAUGCCAACUGGACCACUGCGGGACCCGUUGGUGGAUCGGAUACAAAACACGCAGCUGGCACUUCUCCUACCUCAGAUAUAGCUACAGAAGAGACUGCCAAGACAGGUGACAGCACCGAUAAUGCACGUGGUGAUGGGAGCUUUGUUCCCUGGGGUGCGGUGGUUCUCUGCAGCAUGGUGCUUCUCGCUGGUAUGCUGGUGGUUUGGCAAAGGAAGGUUUGCAAGAGGCGGAUCUUCACCCCCAAUGGGAAGACUCUUGAUCUGUAUCCAGUCACUACAUGUAGACCCAAAUCUUCAAGUCAGGGUUCUGAUCUGAUGAAGAACUGUGCAAAGAGGUUCAGUAUGCUGAAAGCUGACAAAGAGUCCGAAGAGAGGGAGUUGUUAAACAGAACCCCCAUUGUGGAAACCAACAACAACUUGGUCUCCAUCUCCGAAAAAAAUCCCAGUCCCGACUCAAGCCUGACGGAGGUGAUCCAGAGCACUGGGAAUGCCACAGACUACCCUGCUGAUUCCCGAGUGAGGGACCACACUAAUAACAGAAUCGACAAAAUAUACAUAAUGAAAGCUGACACCGUGAUUGUGGGGUCCAUUUCGGAAGUGCCCAUCAGCAAGAACUGCGCGGUUAGAGGAUGUGAAAAUGAUGCUAAGGCUCAAGAAAACAUGGAGGAAAACGAACUUGCAAUGCAUUAUCCGCAGCAGGAGACAGAAUCAUUUCCAGGAAGUGAUGUAAUGAUUCCGGUGGAGGAGGAGGGCAAGGAAUUUCAUCACCCUACCACGGCCACUGAGAAUUUGAAACUGGACUCAAGGUGGACUUCCGUGAUUAACUUUUUGAUUUUGAUAAAGAAAACAGACAAUGAAAUGUACAAAAAGCCGAGGGGGAGGGAGGGGCCGAGGCUUCCGCUCAGCCCUGCCGCGGGGGGGCUGUCCCACAGCCGGCCCCGCCCCUCGGCUGGCGGCCGGCGGCGGGUUUCAGUCGCGGCGCGGCGGGGCUGCAGGAGGGGGCCCGGCUGGCUGGUGGGCGCGCUGCUGCUGCACGUGGGGGGCUCGCAGCCCGGCAAGAACUAUUUGUUGCCUUAUACGUGGAAGACCCCGGAGUGCAAAGACCCAGAAUCUGAAUACUUUCAAGAAAACAUUAAUAAAUGUUGCAGCAAAUGCUCUCCAGGUUACCGGAUGCUUCAAAGCUGCAAUAGCAGUGUUGACACACAAUGUGCACCGUGCGAUGACAACACGUAUACAGGGCUCUGGAACAGAGUUCUGCGCUGCCUGGGCUGCUCACCCCCCUGCAAUAGCGGAUUAGUGCAGACUCAAGAAUGCACAAGGACCCAUGACAGAAUCUGCAUCUGCCCGGCUAACGCCUACUGUGCUUCAAAAUCAAAACAAAGUCCCAGUCGCUGCCUGGUUUGUAAAGCACACAAGACGUGUAAAAAAGGCUUUGGCGUUUCCAAACCAGGAACGAACGUUACGAAUACAGAGUGUUCCCCCUGCCCUCCCGGCACUUUUUCAGAUGAAGAAUCCUCAACUGCCUCCUGCAAACCGCACAGCGUCUGUCAGUCAGUGUCUGUUGCAGGAAGCAACACAAGUGACACAGUCUGCAGUGACUCCAAGGUAGAUGUUGCUGUCACAGCCACAUCUCCUCAUACUACCACACCCAGCACUGGCCAGCCUAUAGCAGCAAGCUCCAUGAAAACCGAUGCCGUCCAGCUUUCUCCUGAUGUCUCUCAGACCAUUGGUAUAAUAGUAGGAUUGACGUCUCUAGUACUCAUCGUAGUUGCAGGGGUUGCCUGUUGCAUUGUUUCUAGAAAAAGAGCUCCAGAUUUGCCCUUCUUGUGUCCUCCGAAGCAGCCUGAGAAAAGGCCACGAGAUACAGGAGCACAGAGCACCAGUGGUCCUAAGCAGGAGGAGCAGCAUCUCUUAGAAACUCCUGGCUCAAGCAGCAGCUCUUUGGACAACACAGCUUCCGGAAUCAGCAUAAUAAGUAUUAAGAACACAGAAAAGAAAGAAACUGAGAGAACUCAGCAGAGACGUAUGACCUCAGAAGGUUGUAAUCAUCACAGCGGAGCCAGACCCGGCUCUGCAAGCUCAGAGCAUUCUGCUAGUGGAGGAACGCAGGUGAACGUAACUUGUAUUGUUAACUUGUGUAAUUCAAACCACAGCCCACAAUUUCCAGAACCGACCACUUCAACCGCCACGGAUUAUGAAAAUGUUUCCUACUGCACUCCAACAGAGGAAGAAAUUCCCCUUUCUAAAGAAGAAAACCCCUUGAAAAGAGAAUCUGAAAUUCAAAUCUCAGUGGAAGCUGCAGAUAGUUUACCUCCAAGCUUAUCGUUUCCAGAAGUAAAGCCAUUUCCUCUGAGUGUUCAAGAUGCAGGGAUGAAAAAUAGCUAAAGAAGAUGACAGAUCAGAUAUUGAUCAAUAAAACUCUAAGCAGCUUCUGAUCUGCUAAAAUAAACAAUGCGUUAAGAAUAGCAUUCUUAUGGAGACUUAAAAUCUAAAAUGUAUAAAGAUAUGGAGGGAGGCAGAGCCUUUUAAAAAUGUUUUAACCUUUUGAUAUGUAAUGGUUUUAAAAGUUGAAGGAAGAUCGGUGCAGAAGUCAGUGUUAUUUUUAAAAGCGGUCUUUUUCUUUUCAAUUUAGUAGUUUGUUUAUCCAUCAAAUUGUCACAUGCAAGCUUCCUUCUGUCAUGCCUUUACCACGUGUCUUGAUCCUGGCCUAGAGGGAUCUCCUUUGCAGCUGAAAAGGAAGUGUAUUCAGUCUUGAGCUUGUUCAGUCAUUGACCUAUCUGCUGAGUCUGCCUCCAGGAUGCCAUUUAGGGAUAAUGAUGGGAUUUUUCAUUCACACAUCCCAUUGGCUAAGAACAGGACUAAGACCAGCAUUCCAUGAGAAAUGAGUUGGUGACCAGCUGUCCAAUGCUGUUGAUUUAGUCACAUGUUUUUAUGGCAUCAGAUUAUACCAUUUCCCAUCUGAUCUACCCACCUCUCAAAAUAUUCACUUUUUUUUUUUUUUAAGGGAUGUAUGCUUCAGAUCUUUCCUUCUGUCCUGGAUACUUUUUGCUGCUGUUUUUCUCUUUCUCUCUCAUACGGUGGAGGCAUAUCUGUUCUCUAAGAUUUGUGUGUAUUGGAGGGUAAAAUCUUCUGCAUGAGCUUUUAUACUAGACUACAACUAUUCUAUUCAACAAUAGCAAAAAUGCACUUAUUUUUGUGUCAGCUGUACAUAUUUAAUAUAUUUUUUAAAAAAAGAAUAUAUAUUAAGUAGAACUUGUAACAUCAAAGUAGGUAAUUGUCAAUCUAAGGACUGUCAUGUUUGUGCCAUGGUUGAUUUCAUGCUGUUAGCUGGCUGACUCUUGAGGUCUAUCAGAGAGAAUGGUGUGUGCCAAAUAUUUUCCUCUGCAUUUCAAUUAAUAAUGGUGAAGACCCAGGCAAAUACGUAUUUCAUACAACUCAUCCUGGUUGACCCCAGGAAACGGUGAAAGGCUGAAUGGAACCUCAGAACCACAAAAUCAGCUGUUUGUGAUUAUAUCGUCCUCUAGUAGCUGAUCUGCAAGGAGAUUGUACUCCCUACUGACAACUAAUGGAGACUUUUCUUUAGCGCCGGUGGCAGAAGUCUGCGCUUUUGAAGCUCAAGUUCUGGGAUUGUACUUCCCAUAAUCAUGUUGCACAUGGGUGGGUUAACCAGCAACUGUGAUGUCUGCAUUCAAACAUAAAUUUGUUACAAAGUGCGUGAGUCAGAUUCCGGCUGAGUCAGAUUCAGGCUAAAUCAAACUGGGGUCUGAAUUCUGUCCUUUAUUAAAACACCUGCAAACCCUAUUGGAGCUGCUCAAGAGUAACAGAAUGCAGUAUUUAUUCCAGAGGCUUUAGGCUGAAGAAGAAUGCCUUUAUGCAGCUUUCAUUCAACAGCUGCUGAAGAGCAAGUAUGCUUUACACUUUCACCUAAACUUUCAGGAUUAUCCUCUGUGGCUGUGGAGGUUAGAGGUGAAACAUGCUGAACUAUAUUUUAACUUGCAUUUGAGAGUAUGCUCUGAAAUGACUUAGCAUAUGGAAACAUUGAAUUUAAUCCAAAACCACAGAAUUUAUGCUUACAUACGACUUGAUUGCACAGCUGGCUGUUUCCAGCAAUGUGCUGAAUAUCUGUAUCUGUUGCUCAUCACUUCCAAGAACUGGGUCCAUAUUGAAACAGCAGCCCAAAGGAAAAACCAGGGGUUCGGCCAUGGCAGUUAAUUUUAUAUUAUGCAGCUGCAUGGUGGCAUAAAAAUCCUAUGUAUUCAUGUAAAUAUUAUCAAAGAAAUUUUUUAACUUGGUCAUUUAGCUAUGUAUAAAAAAGUAAAAAUCUGUUUUUAUUUUUAUAAUUUAUGUAUGACUUGAACUCUCCUGUCCUGUUCUUUCUAGUAAACAAAAUGCCUUUGUUUUCUUUUGUUUUUAAAAAAUUAAAAAGCCUACUAUUUGUUGAUUUCAUUUGUAUCCAAACCAUUACUUUUGGCUCUUUUUAUCAUUAUUGCCUAAUUAAAGCAGGUUUGAUCAA
Molecule: messenger RNA, 5446 nt
Organism: Mauremys reevesii (Reeves's turtle)
Lineage: Eukaryota; Metazoa; Chordata; Testudines; Geoemydidae
Exons: 22
Coding region: 139-3318 (1059 amino acids)
Biological process (GO): intrinsic apoptotic signaling pathway in response to DNA damage; positive regulation of membrane protein ectodomain proteolysis; negative regulation of neuroinflammatory response
Cellular component (GO): membrane
Molecular function (GO): tumor necrosis factor receptor activity; tumor necrosis factor binding
Source: RefSeq, a predicted model, not a curated record